GCGCCUGCGCCAUAGGUACCGGUAGAUCAGCUCGGAAGGUCGUAGCGCCGUUAGCUGAGAAACAUGAUGUCCAUUGCUGCCCGUUCGGGGACUCUUUCCCCGUACCUGCAAGCUACGAACUAUGCUGUGGCGGGUCCACUGAAAGCUUUGGUACCGGGCGUCGUUGUGAAAAGCGAUAAACUCUUGAUGGAUGUCAAGAAACCCUUCCUGUGCCGGGAGUCGCUUUCCGGUCAGAGCGCUAAGGGCGGGCUGUCUGUGUCUGCUAGCAUUAACGCUCCCUCUGGAGUGCGUUUUGCCCACACAGACAUCAAGAUCCCAGAUUUCUCUGACUACCGGCGACCUGAAGUUGUGGACCCAAAGAAGUCAUCGCAAGAGAGUGGAGAAGCCCGGCGGGCCUUCUCUUAUCUGAUCACAGGUUCCACUGCGGUGGUUGGAGUCUACACAGCCAAGACCGUUGUCACACAAUUUAUCUCAUCCAUGAGCGCCUCAGCUGAUGUGUUGGCUCUGUCGAAGAUUGAAGUUAAGCUAUCAGACAUCCCUGAGGGUAAGAACAUGACCUUCAAAUGGAGAGGAAAGCCCCUGUUUGUCCGACACAGAACGGAAAAGGAGAUUGCAGCUGAGGCCGAUGUUGAUCUCUCUGAGCUUCGGGACCCCCAGCAUGACAAAGAGCGCGUUCAGAACCCAUCCUGGGUUGUCGUCAUCGGUGUGUGCACCCACCUGGGCUGUGUGCCCAUUGCUAACGCUGGUGACUAUGGUGGCUAUUACUGCCCUUGCCACGGCUCUCAUUAUGAUGCAUCUGGUCGCAUUAGAAAAGGUCCUGCUCCACUCAACCUAGAGGUGCCAUACUAUGAGUUCAUGGAUGAAGAUACACUGCUUGUAGGAUAAAUGAAAACUGUAUUCUGCUAAUACCUAUGAUCAACAUUGAAUCUGUUCUGUUGUUGUUUGAUUUAUCCAUCUUGCUUCAGACACAAAUUAACUACAUUGACUUGGUUGGUGACAAUGGUUAAUUGUAAGUAAUAAAUGUGUAUUUUAUCUGAUAGAAAGCCUCAGGUAGUGUUAUUUAUUCGGUCUCAAUAUACUCAACCUGCCUAUUUUAUAGCAUGUUUAUUUUUUUGCAAUUCAUUUAAGAAAAAAGAUCUCAACUUGUUUUAUAAUUUAAGUGUUGCUAUGAGAUGAUAAAUGCGUAGAAGGUGAACAUUUUAGAUGUCAGAAAGUUACGUUAAGUGAUGCUUGCAGGGUGUUUUCUGUUGUCGAUGAAAACAAAGGUUUGUUAACUCCAACAAUAAAAUAUGAAAAGUGUUGAUUGGUAAUGCACUGUGAAAUUACCUUCUUUCACAGGCAAAUUAUAAUUAUGGCUUAGUUUCAGUGGUGGCAAAUAAAGUACAACAAAUGAUCGAUGUGAAA
Molecule: messenger RNA, 1404 nt
Organism: Misgurnus anguillicaudatus (oriental weatherfish)
Lineage: Eukaryota; Metazoa; Chordata; Actinopteri; Cypriniformes; Cobitidae
Gene: uqcrfs1
Product: ubiquinol-cytochrome c reductase, Rieske iron-sulfur polypeptide 1
Cellular component (GO): membrane
Molecular function (GO): 2 iron, 2 sulfur cluster binding; quinol-cytochrome-c reductase activity
Source: RefSeq, a predicted model, not a curated record